Molecule: messenger RNA, 1097 nt
Organism: Microplitis mediator
Lineage: Eukaryota; Metazoa; Arthropoda; Insecta; Hymenoptera; Braconidae
Gene: Spf30
Product: survival of motor neuron-related-splicing factor 30
Exons: 5
Coding region: 166-864 (232 amino acids)
Biological process (GO): mRNA processing; regulation of alternative mRNA splicing, via spliceosome
Cellular component (GO): precatalytic spliceosome; cytoplasm; nucleus
Molecular function (GO): RNA binding
Source: RefSeq, a predicted model, not a curated record
UGUCGUCAUGUCGUCAAUUUACGGUUAUCAUCCAUCGUGUAAUUUUAUCCAACUUAGUGUUGAUUUUUCAAUUUAAUGUACAUUGUCAAAUAAACAAUAAAUAUAUUUAAUUAUAUUUAUAGUGUUAAUUAUUAAUAUAAAAUAUUGAUAGUUAUUUUAAUCAUCAUGGACGAUUUGCAAAAUUAUAAGUUGCAAUUGCAACAGGUUGAAGCUGCGUUAACAACAGAUCCAGCAAAUGAGGAAUUAAUAAAAUUAAAAAUUGAUUUAGAGGAAGUUAUAGAAUUAACUCAUGACUUGAUUAAAUCACAACAACAAGAAAAAAAACAAUCCAAUGGAAUGGAUCCUAAAGAUCCAAUAUUAUUAGCUGUUUUAGCAAAUAAAUGGAAACCAGGUGAUGAAUGUAUGGCUCCUUGGAGUGAAGAUGGAAAAUACUAUGAAGCCACUAUUGAUGCUAUUAAUGAAGAUGGACUAGUUAAUAUAACAUUUAAAGAAUAUAAAAAUACAGAUGUAACAAUGUUGAAUCAAUUAAAAUCAGUUGCUAAAAGACCAGCAUCUGAUUGGGCUGACCAAAAAUCAAAAAAACUACAAGCAGCUGGAACUGAUCCAAAUAAACAACGUGAAUAUUUAAAAAAAAAGAAACAAAAAAAGUUACAACGUUUUAAAGAACUUGAAGAAGAACGAGAGCAAGAAAAAAAUAAAUGGCUAGCAUUUACAACUAAAUCUGCAAAAAAAGGAGUUGUUAAAAAAAGUAUAUUUGCAACUCCGGAAAAUGUCAAUGGAAGAGUUGGAAUAGGAACUUGCGGAGUAAGUGGUAAGGAAAUGACUAAAUUUAGUAACGGUGAAAAAUGGAGAAGAGGAGCUUAAAAUAAAUAACAUUAACAAUAAUAAUAAUAAUAAUAACCCUUGUAUGAAUAAUUAUUUAGAGGAAAAAAAAAAACUUUUUCUUUUUUUAUUUUCUCUGUUUGAAUCUUAAAUUAACAAUAGCAGUAACUGUACAUACCAUUCAAUACAGUUUAAUAAUAAUUCUGCUAUUAAUAAUAAUCGAUUAUAUGGUUCCAUGUCGUAUCGACAAUAGCCGCAACACAUACAAUUAUUGU